Molecule: messenger RNA, 3880 nt
Organism: Marchantia polymorpha subsp. ruderalis
Lineage: Eukaryota; Viridiplantae; Streptophyta; Marchantiopsida; Marchantiales; Marchantiaceae
Source: the annotation of a GenBank genome assembly
CCAGCAAGUAAGCUGGCUGGAGUGAAUCUCGGGCUUUAUAACAUUCCGGGCAUAAAUCUCUCGGUACAUAUGAACAUGAGGAAGACUUUUUGACAUGAUUUCCACCUCGAGACGGAGCUUCUCGGAACACGAGAGGACUCUGGCUAUGGGAAGAGUGAAUGCCAUCCGGAAAACCGUUCGAAUAACUGUGAACAGAGAUAGCCCAUGCUCAUCCAUGAUUUAAGUUCCUGGCUGGUAGAAAACCAGCAGGGUGAAGAGCUUUUUCAGGAACUGAAGGUCAUCCUCAAGAAAUUUUGUAUAGUCAGCUCAAAAGGGUGUAUGUCGAGUCGAGAGGAGGUGUCAGGAGGCGCCCUUCUUGAUUUCUCAUCCACGACGCGAUCAUUAUGGUGACGGCAUUUUGAUGCGGGCCAAGAGAUGCAGCACCGUGCACGUAUCAGUACAGAACGGUGGUGUUUCGAACAUCUGGUCCUCGUUUGACAGGUCUCGUGGGGGACAUUCUGUGAACCAGCGUCCACUUCUAAUGAGUUUUUCUUCUCAGAAGCAUGCCUGCUUCGAUAAUGAUGACUAGUGAGGAGCUCUUCGAAAAGGUUGUGGAAGUUACGCCCGAGAUUGAAUGGCGAAAUGCUCAGCGGGCCGAAUCUAUAAACGGAGACUUCGACAUCAUUGACUCGGCAAGAGCAGAGCUGCGCUUUCUAAAGCUGGUAGAUUGUACCCCAGCAUUGCAGGAUUCGGAAGUCCUCGAACGAGCAGUUGACAGAUAUUUCGAACAGUGGUUGCCUUUGGUCAAUGAGUUCAUCGACAGCCCUGAUAGUGCACAUUCGCUCAACUGCUACUUGUUACCACCACUAGAUUGUGCGUGCAUUUGGCACUGCCACAAGCUUAAUCCUGUGCAGUACGUCAAUGACUGUCAGCACAUUUUCGGCAAACUGCUAGAUGUGAAAGCCUUGCCCGGUAAGGAGCCAUCUGAUUCUGAGCUUCGAAAGUACGCAGAUAGACAAUCAAUCAAGAGGUGGGAGACUGCUUAUCCCGAUGAGCCAUACCACUUCGUCCAACCCUUCGAAGAUGGAAACAGUCCUGAAUUUCAGGAGCUGUUAAACAAUAAACGCUCGAAUCGAAUAAAUCCAGGACGCUUACGUUACGACUUGAUAGCUGCAGCCCAAAGACAAUUUCCAUUCUACUAUCAGGUCAGCGCAAAAUGGUUUUGGGACAGGAGAUUUUUGGGAACAGCUCUCCAGAGGUACAAGGGCUUCCUGUACCUCAUCAAGAAAAGCCAAGAAAAACCAGCAGAAAAUGGGCAGAGACCCUUCUUCGUCCCAACCUACGACAUCGAUCUUCUCUGGCAUACUCAUCAGCUUUCACCAUCUUCCUACGCCAGCGACAUGAAACUCUUCCUUGGCAGAUUGCUGGAACAUGACGAUACCGUCAACGACCGGACCCCAGGGCAGAAGCUCAGUAACGGCUUCGCUGACACAUGUGAGACCUGGUUCCGGACCUUUGGCAGAGUCUAUGAGCAGGCCGGAGGCAUGUACAGAGGUCCAGCUCCUAUUCCAGCUCCUCCCAUACCUCUUCUCAUGGAAGAUGAAGAGAGCAAGCUGCUGUCUUUGACAAAAAAAGGCCGAUGGAACACGGACUCCUUCACCGCCACCUUGAACAUCGAGCGCAGCUCACUGAAACUCGACGACGUGGAUAGCAGAUCAGUUAUGCAGGUUAACUUGGUGCUGCUUGGAGCGAAAAACAUUCCAAGAUCAUCGGAUCUGACGACCGUAAACCAAUGCUACGUCCGUGUGACAGCCCUUGCAAAGUGCCCAAUUCUGGAUGUCAGAACGAGCAUGAAGGAGUUCCAAAGAGUUUACGAUGAGGUGGAAUGGAACGAGGGCUUAAGCUUGGAAGCUGAAUCGAGUACACACGGACUACGGCUGCAGCUCAUGCGCUCGAAGUUUCGUCGUCGAUGCACUGAGAAAAAGCCUCAUGGACAAAUUCGCUGCAUUAGCUGGGGACAUGCCAAGGAAAAGAAAGUGGACCAUGAGUCAGAUAAUCAUGAAGAAACAAUCUUAGAUCCUUUUGGAACUGACGAGAUACUCGGCCAGCUGGACCUUACGUGGCCCGAGCUUUUGAGGGCAAGAACUGGGCUCUCUGACACCAAAUGGUGCCCGGUUUUCUAUGCCAGAACUUCAUCUGGUGCUCAAUCUUCUGGCCCUGUUCCCCACCUUCACUACAGCGUGUCCUUGACACCUCCCAUCUCUGCCCCAAAGCUCUUUCGAUUCGUGCAAUCUCCUGUGACUGACGACAAUUGCCAGAUAGUUGCCCUGCGACUCAGAGAAGCUCCUGGAAAUAAGAAGACAAACACACCUCAAGUCGGUAGAUGGAUCACUAAGAUUGUUGUGAACCAUCUUGGCCAAGAGAUGUUCGUUCUUAGAACGAAAAGCGAGGAGACUCUUCAAAGUUCGGGACCAAGCCCAAUGAUAAGAACAGAAGAUAUGGAGAAAGAUCCAGAGCCCGCGGUGAUCAAUGUUCAUAACGGAGCUUACAAAGACUUCAAACAAGGAAAGAUACUGGGCUCUGCUCUGCAGCUCAAGAAGUCAGAUAACCAGGACAUCCAACAAUGGUCAUUGUUCGAAGACGCAGCAAUUCUUGCUGUUCAUAGACCAAUGUUAAACAGGGCGCUAAAAGUAAAAAUAUAUGGCGAGUGUGGACCAUAUCGGAUGAGGUUAAUACCAGGUGCAAGGUUGCAAUUCGAGGAAACCAAUGAUAUGCAGAUGACAUCCACCCUGACUUUGGUCCGGUACACCCCAGACUCUCCAUUGGGUCUGGCGACUGCUCUAAUCAAUUUGAAGGCAGGCUCAAUCGCGGUCAUGCCGGGCGAGAGUGUGGUGCUGGCGCUUUUGAUCAGUGCUGCCACAUAUCGGUCACUUUACGAUUUCGACUCUAAGCACGCCAUUGACCCGACCAUAAAUUGGCGAGUCCAAAACACUACUUUGCCAAAACUCGGUACAACGAAUGGAGGCAACAUGGGAGCUGUUGUUCUGCACAACAUUGGGCUUUCUAGUCGCUGGAAUAUGAUCUACCCCAGAGAAGAGCGGCCAAAACUUUUAUACGAAAGGUGGCACACCAAUACCGGACAUGAUAUGGCUGGCACUCUGUGUUCAGCUGCGAGCUGUUCGGGUACUACUUGCGGUGGAAAUACGUGUGGAGUGGUGAGUGGUUCUGCAUGUGGACCAGGUAGUCAACACGGUAGUCAACACGGAGGUGUCGAAAGUAUUGGACGUAGGAGUGUUGGCUUUGGUGAUGAUGGCCGUGGUUGAUAAUUCCUUGGAGACGACGACAUUGACCAGACUUGAGCUCCUGAUCGUAAUGGUCCCUGCCCGGUACUCGGAUAGCAGCUACCUACUUUGUGAACUAAUGAUGCAAGGUACAUAGCUGUGAUUGACUGAAUCUUCAAAAGGUAUAUACAGAUUGAAAAUAUGGCAAUGGUCAGAAGAUUAACACUUAGCAAUUUCCAUGGCACGAUACCGAUCGUAUUGAUUAACUGGGAACUAAGAGAAAGUUAGAUCACCCGUGACUGGUUUCUUAAAAGCUGGUUUCAACAACUGUAUGUGAUAUAUGUAUAAAUGCCCCUCACUGCUUUGUACAAUCUAAUCACUUGGAUCUAUAUAUUUUGCUUUCGCCUUUACUUUACGAGAUGUCAAUAUACGAGGUACUUGUAGUUAUAACAGAAACAAAAAUGAAUAAAUAGUUCCCACCUCAAUCCAGUCAUUGACAGGAAAGUUGACUAUCGAUGAGAAGUAUUUUAGAUUAGUAUUGUAAAAAUUGCUAGUGAUUUGAUUUAGGACUCAAAAUGUUUCAAUCUGUAGGAUCAUUCCUCUCUUUCAAGGCAGAUCUC